Thermothielavioides terrestris NRRL 8126 is the source of this 1773-nucleotide messenger RNA. RefSeq lists its product as uncharacterized. The record is from RefSeq and is a predicted model, not a curated record. Lineage: Eukaryota; Fungi; Ascomycota; Sordariomycetes; Sordariales; Chaetomiaceae. The transcript has 3 exons. The coding region runs from base 210 to 1205 and encodes 331 amino acids.
AGGACUCACACAAGUGCUGUGCAUGUGCAAACCGCAGCCCGGGUUUCUGCUGCCUGCUUGACCGCCCAGCACAAGUGUCCUGUGCAGUCCUUAUUUUUCUCCGAGUUCCUCUCCAAGCCCGGCGCUUUUCUCUCUCCUUCUUGUCCACUCACUUCCGCAACUCCUAGCAACUCCUUAGUUCAUUUCUAGUCAAGCCGUACGACCGAGCAAUGUCCGCAAGCAGUCCCCCCAGCCCGACCACAAGCGGUGUCUCCAGUCCGGGUAGUCCGGAUGUGGUACCCGAGUGGAAUGUCAGGCACUUGAAAAUGCCGACAGCUCCUCCAUCUCGGAUCUCCGACAGUCCUCUGUUCCGGGAACUUCGCGAGUCCGUGGCGAAGGAGACCGUGGCCGUCACUUUCGCCUGUGGCGGCUCCGUCCCGGUCGUGCCCAGCCUGGUCGACGCAGCCGAGGAGGCCGACGACGAGGCCCUCCGGGCGACGUCCUGUCUUCCGAUCGAUCUCCGCUGGGACUCCGACGAGAAGGCAACCUUGUCUUCGGAGACCAAGCUCACCCUUCCACUCGAGCCGAACACGGAAAAUAAUCUGGACCGGCUCAUCAAGGACAUGACCCCGGCUACUUUUGGCCGCGGCGGUGAGCAUGUCUACGACGAGUCGUACCGCAAGGCUCUGAAGCUGGAUCCGACCCGCUUCUCUUCCACCUUCAAUCCGUAUGAACUUGGCAUCGUGGACACGAUUGCCCAAACCCUGUUGCCGAGCCUUCGCCACUCGCAGCAGACCAGGAGCGUCAAGGCUGAGCUGUACAAGCUGAACCUAUACUCCGGGCCGUCCGGCAAAUUCAAGGCGCACGUCGACACACCGCGCUCUCCCACCCAGUUUGGCUCCCUGGUCGUCUGUCUCCCGCUCGAGCAUCGUGGCGGUGCACUGGAAGUGAGACACAAGGGCAAGACGGUCACCUUCGACUGGAGCAACUCCAAGGACGACGGCAAGGGUGCCUCCGUCGGCUGGGCCGCCUUCUACAGCGACUGCGAGCACGAGGUCUUGGAGGUGACCGAGGGCCAUCGGCUCACGCUCACCUACAACCUCUUCUGUGUUCGGGGCAACGGCCAGCUCGGCGGGAACUGCCCUUGGCUCGAUGCCACACAUCUGCCGCUGUACAAGACUGUCCUCGCUCUGGUGCAAGACGAUGGCUGGGAAAAGGGUGAGUAGAACCCCCGGGCGCUUAUGGGUGGAGUGUGGCUGGCUGACCCGGAUGACGCAGGCGGAUACCUGGGAUACAACUGUAGCCAUGCUUAUCCCCAUACCAGCAGGACGAAGCUCAACUUCCUCGCGCCCGACAACCUCAAGGGUGCCGACAUGCUGAUGUACGAGAUCUUCCGCUCGCUCGGCUUGAAGGUCAGCUUCCGACCCGUCGUGACGGACCUUCACUAUUCCGAUGAAGGCGGCGAUGCGCGCCCGGUCGUUGGCCUGGAACUGCCUUGGGCCAUGUGGGGCUUUCUCGAUGACAGCGAGCUCCAGGAGACGUACGACGAGUGGACCGGGAAGGUCCCUGGGGCGUACAUGAAGCGUCAUCGUUGGUAUUGGACUAGGGAUCGGACGCGGACGCGGCAGCCAGAGCCGGAGCCGGAACCGACGCCGCUGCCGGAGUAUGUUCGUUUCGAGGACAUACACUGGCUCAAUGAUCUCGGACACAGAGAACCGCAGAUUUCCUGGACUGCUUACGGGAAUGAACCCUCAACCAUGACGACCUACUCUUACUGCGCCCUCAUCGUCGAAG